Aspergillus tubingensis is the source of this 1419-nucleotide messenger RNA. It is a transcript of the gene erg9, whose product is annotated as bifunctional farnesyl-diphosphate farnesyltransferase/squalene synthase. The record is from RefSeq and is a predicted model, not a curated record. Lineage: Eukaryota; Fungi; Ascomycota; Eurotiomycetes; Eurotiales; Aspergillaceae. Gene Ontology annotation, cellular component: endoplasmic reticulum membrane. Bases 1 to 1419 code for a protein of 472 amino acids. Gene Ontology annotation, biological process: ergosterol biosynthetic process; farnesyl diphosphate metabolic process. Gene Ontology annotation, molecular function: squalene synthase [NAD(P)H] activity. The transcript has 4 exons.
AUGGGUCUCGCAUCGAAUGCCAUCUACUACACCUUUCAUCCCUCGGAACUGAGGUCGAUUAUGCAAUGGAAGAUCUGGCACUCCCCGGUUCAUGAGCGCAAUGAGAAGAACGAGACCGAGACUGAGAAGGCCUGCUUCAAAUUCCUCGACCUGACCAGUCGGAGCUUCAGCGCUGUCAUCAAGGAGCUCCACCCGGAGCUGUUGAUGCCCGUCUGCGUCUUCUACCUCACACUUCGCGGGCUGGACACAAUCGAAGACGACACGUCGAUUCCUUUGGAAACAAAGGAACCUCUGCUGCGUGGCUUCAAGGACUUCCUGGAACAGGAUGGCUGGACCUUCAAUGGCAACCGCCCCGAAGAGAAGGACCGUGAGCUGCUGGUUCAGUUUCACAAUGUCAUCACCGAGUUCAAGAAGAUGAAACCCGCCUACCAGGCCAUCAUCAAGGACAUCACCGACAAGAUGGGCAACGGUAUGGCCGAUUACUGUCGCAAGGCGGCCUUUGAUGACGCCAGCGUGAUCACCGUCGAGGAAUACGACCUGUACUGCUACUACGUCGCUGGCUUGGUCGGUGAAGGACUGACGCGCCUCUUCGUCGAGGCCGAGUUUGGUAACCCUGCCCUGCUGGAACGCGCGCGUCUGCACAAGUCCAUGGGACUCUUCCUCCAAAAGACCAACAUCAUCCGAGACAUCCGAGAGGACGACGAUGAUGGACGUCGCUUCUGGCCCAAAGAGAUUUGGUCCAAGCACGUCACCAAGUUUGAAGACCUGUUCAAGCUUGAGCACCGCGAAGCUGCACUAAACUGCAGCUCCGAGAUGGUGUUGAAUGCUUUGGAACACGUCGAAGACUGCCUGUUCUACCUGGCUGGUCUGCGUGAGCAGAGUGUCUUCAACUUCUGCGCUAUUCCGCAAUCCAUGGCCAUUGCCACGCUGGAACUCUGCUUCCGCAACCCCGCGAUCUUCGAGCGUAACAUCAAGAUCACCAAGGGUGAGGCUUGCCAGCUGAUGUUCGAGUCGACGCAGAACCUGCGUAUCCUCUGUGCUGCCUUCCGCAAGUAUGCGCGCAAGAUUCACAAGAAGAACACUCCCAAGGACCCUAACUUCCUUAAGAUCAGCCUUGUUUGUGGACGGAUUGAAAAAUGGAUCGAAACCAUCUUCCCCAGCCAAAAUGCCGAGGCCGCCAAGCGUCGUAUCACUGGCGAGCUGACGGAGGCGGAGAAGAAGCAGGCCGAGGAGCACGCCGAGACCCGUAAGGACAUGUACUUUAUGAUGGGUCUCAUGGUGGUGAUUGUGUUCAUCACCUCGAUUGUUAUGAUCUUCACUGCCUGGCUACUUGGUGCACGAUUCGACCUGGCGUGGCAGGAGCUGCGGUCCGGCAACUUCCGGCCACCCAGGGAAGUCCGCGCAAAGAAAGAGCUGUAA